Messenger RNA from Cotesia congregata, 402 nucleotides. NCBI's taxonomy places the organism in Eukaryota, Metazoa, Arthropoda, Insecta, Hymenoptera, Braconidae. The record is from the annotation of a GenBank genome assembly.
UUCUUCCAAGUCACACACAGCCGAAUCGGCGUAGCAGUCAACAUGAAUCCUCUUUUUGCUCAGAUCAGACAAAUCCUCUUGAAAGAAGAAGCCCAGGCCUCUCAGUCAGGCGGAUUCGGAGGCUCUGGCUACGCUCCAAGCUCCAGCUACGGUGCCCCAAGCUCCAGUUACGGCGCUCCAAGCUCCAGUUACGGUGCCCCUAGCUCCAGCUACGGAGUACCUGGCUACAGCAGCCGCGUUGUCGGAAUUGAUCUCGAGGGCAUCAGACAAGCCAUCCAGGUAGCCCAAUUCAACCAAGUCAGCCAAGGAUCCUCCGGUGGAUUUGGCGGCUACCCCAGCGGACCAUCAGGAAGCUACGGAGCUCCUAGCAGGCCCAGCGGCAGCUACGGCGCUCCUUUCUAA